This is a messenger RNA of Puccinia graminis f. sp. tritici CRL 75-36-700-3, 1956 nucleotides long. RefSeq lists its product as uncharacterized. Gene Ontology annotation, molecular function: DNA-binding transcription factor activity, RNA polymerase II-specific; RNA polymerase II cis-regulatory region sequence-specific DNA binding. Gene Ontology annotation, biological process: regulation of transcription by RNA polymerase II. NCBI's taxonomy places the organism in Eukaryota, Fungi, Basidiomycota, Pucciniomycetes, Pucciniales, Pucciniaceae. The coding region runs from base 1 to 1956 and encodes 651 amino acids. The transcript has 4 exons. The record is from RefSeq and is a predicted model, not a curated record.
AUGAUGAUGAACAGCGAGGAGAUCGAGAUCAACGAAUGGCUGGACCUGGAUCAAGCAGACGAGGAUAUCGGACUACUCCAGUUCAACAACGACUACAACAACAACAGCAACAGCAACAACCAACGCUUCUCAUUCGACUCAACCUUACCCCAGUUCACCCUCAACCAACACCAGCUCAUCCAACCCACCAAUCACCUCCCUAUCAUCUCACUCGACCCUUCAACCAUCCUCAACUAUCCCACCUCAUCCUCAACUUCCCAAAUCGAUCAUCCACAGCGCUCAAACACAACAUCAACAUCAACGACGACUACGACUACGCCGGCGGCAGCAGUAGCCAACUCAUCCACACCAGCCACCCAACUCAACCAGUUCAACAACCCAGUCUCAAUCCACCAUAACCACAAUAUAUUCGAUCGACCAGCCGAUCACCAUCAAUUCCCCACUUACGCCUUGGAUCCAGCCUUACUGACGGCCUCGAUCCCAUCUCAUCAUCGAACCAACCCCAUCAACAACAACGAGAACAACAAUUGCAGCAGCGGAAAUAGCAGCACCACUGUAAACAACAGCUCUGCUUCAACCCCUCAGAUCAAUCAACUUCACCAACAACCAGAAUGCCCCAAGCCAUUCUCAAAAAACCUCGAGUUGAAAAUCACCCUGCCCAGGCGCUCUCCCUCCUCCCAUCCCUCCUUCAAGCAGGAGGAAGAGGAGGAGGAUGGCGAUAGUCAAGAUCAACGAUCGGUAACCAUCAGGAGCUCACAUUCCCGCUCCUCCUCGGCGAUCAACUUCGGCCAACAACCCACGCCUUCGUCCCCCGUACCGCCGUCCCAUAAACGUACUCUUUCCCACUCUCAUCCAUUGGUCAACGUGCCCGAAUGGGAGGAUAAGCCGAGUGCGGAGGAGUACAAGAUGUUGAGUAGCAAGGAGAAGCGUCAACUGCGUAACAAGAUCAGUGCACGCAACUUCCGCCACCGUCGAAAACAGCACAUCUCUGCACUUGAGCAACAGGUUGCUCAGCGGGACCAGACCAUCGAGGCCCUCUACAACGACCUCGGUGCAGCCCAGAACGAGAAUAAGGAACUCAAAUCGCAGGUCGAACUACUCAAACAAAAGUGGUCCGAUCUCAUGAAGAAGAUCGAGGAGAUGUCCCUAGGCUCGAUCUCCCCCGCCGCCCCUACCUCGAUCACCACCACAACCAACACCUCAGCCGCCGCUCAAUCUACGAGCGCCUUGCCCGCCUCACCUCGCCUGAGAUCCGCCAAGGCUAAUGCGAUGAUCCCCUUGCCCAACUUGCACAAGGAUCUUGGCAGCCAUACCAGGAAACCAUUCAAUGGGGUCGGCGGUAUGGCUGGAGGGAACGUCGGAGUACACACCACGCUUAUUCCAGACGUCCUGGUUGACGUUUACAAGGGCCCGAUCGGAUCACGCUUGGAUCCUGGUCGUCGCUCGGGGAUAUUCGAAGAAGAAGAAGAAGACGAAGCAGCAGAAGAGAACAUGUCACCUCAAGCGAUGCUCGAACAGAAGCUCGACCAACAAGGUUCGAAGCACUCGGUUGAUCGAUGCAAUGGGAGAGAGCUAGGGCAGGCUUGGAAACUGUUCCCUAGCGAUCGACGAGGAGUGACGAGCGAUGAGCUCAUCGAGAAGGCGCGUGGCAUCGGGCCGGGUGUUCGAAGCGAGAUCGAAGGGCCCUCGGAGGGCGAGGUGAGGAGCCGAUUGUGGCAGAUGGUCUAUGAGGCCAUGCGUCCGGAUAACGAGAUCAACAACAACGACGAGGCUCUUAACAUUGACCCUUACAAACUCGCUGCUUGUCUCGACGGCCGCCUCGUCCUCAAGCUCGUCGAACCCGCCCCUCCUCCCUACCCCUUCCUCAACUCUUCCGCUUCCUCCGUCGACCUCCUCGCCACUCGUGUCGCUAAUUCUCUUUCAUUUCUUUUCCAUCGUCUGCUCAUUAGUACAUAG